Molecule: messenger RNA, 891 nt
Organism: Juglans regia (Persian walnut)
Lineage: Eukaryota; Viridiplantae; Streptophyta; Magnoliopsida; Fagales; Juglandaceae
Product: UPF0481 protein At3g47200-like
Exons: 1
Coding region: 1-891 (296 amino acids)
Source: RefSeq, a predicted model, not a curated record
AUGAAUGAAGAAGCGUACACUCCACAAGUUAUUUCCACAGGCCCCUUUCACCACGACAACAAAAAUUUCCAAAUCCUGGAAAAGUAUAAAGUGAGAUAUCUCGAGAAUUUUAUGAGACGAGCUAGAACAAACCUCGAGAAUUUAGUAAGAAUUGUAAAAGCCUUGGAAACAGAAAUUCGUCAAUGUUAUGCAGAAACCAUCGAACUUGAUAGCGAUGAGUUUGUGACAAUGAUACUCCUUGAUGCGGCCUUCAUUAUUGAGUAUUUCUUGAGAGACAUGUUCCCAGUGCAAUGGACAAAUGAGGAUAGAACAGUUAUAAAGCCGUGGAUAACUGCUAGGAUGCAGUUGGACUUCCUGUUACUUGAAAAUCAACUUCCUUUCUUUAUUCUUAAUGAUUUAUAUCAGCUUGUUUUGGUUACUGAUAGUAUGUAUCGUCCCUUCAUUGAGGUUGCCUUUCACUACUUUGGCUUUCUCAACACUCAAAAUAAGCCUUCUGAUUCCAAUCAGUUCAAUCAAAUAAUUCAUUUUGUUGAUUUGAUCCGAAUCUUUUAUCUACCUCCACCCGAUCUAUCAGAAAGACAACCUGACAGUAGGGUUGAGAAAAUAUACUGUGCAACGAAGCUGGCUGAGGCAGGAUUGACCUUUAAGAAGAGUGAAAGCCAGUGCUACCUUAAGUUAAAAUAUCAUGAAGGCGGAGUGUUGGAAAUCCCACGCUUUACUAUUGACAAUACCACGGAGAUAUUUGCUCGAAACCUCAUGGCUUUGGAGCAAUGUCACUAUCCAACACAAGCAUAUAUUAUUGAUUAUUUUCUCUUGUUGGAUUUUCUCUGUAGAACAACCUUGCAAAUAUCACUAAGAAACACAAGGGAUUCCUUGCUUUCUUUUGCCUGA